UGUUGAAAAAAUUCUCACUGUGCGGCUCCAUCUCUGGACGGAACAUGAGACGUGUCUGUGAUUAAAGUGGAACUUUUUCAACAACAAUGCUGAGCGUCGUUGUUGAAUCCGCCAGUGGGAUUCCCAAAAAGAGGCUUAGAGACCCAGAUCCAUUUACUACGGUUGUCUUCAGAGGUGAACAGAGGAAAACCAAAGUAAUUGACAAUGAACUGAAUCCAGUUUGGGAUGAAAUCCUUAAAUUUAAUCUGAAAGGACCUCCUUUGGAUGCCUCUUCAUUCAUCGACGUAGUCGUAAAAGACUAUGAAACAAUCGGAAAAGACAAGUUCAUUGGCUCUGCAACAAUCCCAUUAAGAGAGUUGGCCAGUGGUCACGUGAAGUGCCUCCCAUCCAAAAAUGUGCCCUUGAUCAAUGAGAAACAACAGCCUGUUGGGGCAACCAUUAAUUUGCUCAUUCGAUAUGAGCCACAUGCCAACACCACUCCAAACCUGAAUGAACAAUCGGAGGGAGACAUGUCGAACGUGGAUACUGCAGGCAGUGAGGAGGAUGAUGAGGGAGCAGCAGGCACAGAGUGCGGCAGUCAGGGUGGAAGCCCAGGGACUCCCAGUUCACCAAACCAGCCGAAGAAACACGGUCUUAAGCCAGUUCGUCUGAGUCGUAGGAGGCACAGAGCCCUGGCCAAUAAGCGUCAGGACUUCCAGAUUCGUAUUCGGGUUAUCGAGGCUCGACAGCUGCCUGGCAACAACAUCAAGCCAGUGGUUAAAGUGAAUGUGUGUGAACAGACCUACAGGACUAGAAUUAGAAGAGGAAAUAACCCAUUCUUUGAUGAGAUGUUUUUCCACAACGUUAACAUGCUUCCCUCUGAACUGUUUGAUGAGAGCAUUAGCAUUCGGGUUUAUGACUCUUUCUCAGUCAAAGCUGACAAUCUAAUUGGAGAGUUUAAGCUGGAUGUUGACUACAUCUACGAUCAACGUGGUCAUGCCAUAAUGAGGAAAUGGCUCCUCCUGAGUGAUCCUGAUGAUGUCAGCUUGGGGCCCAAAGGUUACCUGAAAGUCAGCAUAAUAGUUGUUGGCACUGGAGAUGAGCCACCGACUGAGAAGAGAGAUUUAAGCAAUGAGCAGGAUGACAUAGAGAGUAAUCUUUUGGCUCCAGCGGGUGUCACAAUGCGAUUGGCCACCCUAACCCUUAAAGUCUAUCAUGCCGAGGACAUGCCACAGAUGGAUGAUGCCUUUGUUCAGACAGUAAAGCAAGUCUUUAGAGGAGAUGCAGAUAGGAAAAACUUGGUGGAUCCAUAUUUGGAAGUCAGCUUUGCUGGGAAGAAGGUGUGCACCAAAAAAAUUGAGAAAAAUGCUAACCCAGAGUGGAAUCAGCUCAUCAACCUGCAAGUCAAAUUUCCAUCCAUGUGUGAAGACAUCAAGCUGAGUAUGUAUGACUGGGAUCGUUUUAGCAAGAAUGAUGCCAUCGGAACGACGUUUCUGAAUCUGAACAAAAUUUCUUCCUCGGGUGGAGAGAUUGAGGAUGAACGGGCUGAAAAUGGCAACCCAGUCUCUGAAUUGAGCACAGCAGCAUCAGAAGUUGGUUUUCUCCCAGCUUUUGGGCCUUGCUAUGUCAAUCUGUACGGUAGCCCAAGAGAAUUCAGUGGCCUGUCCAACCCCUACGAGGAACUCAACUUAGGGAAGGGAGAAGGGGUGGCAUACAGAGGAAGGGUCCUUGUAGAACUGUCCACUCAGUUGGAUGGAAGGGUUGAUAAGAAUGUUGAUGAAAUCUCUAGUGACGACAUCCUGGUUGCACAGAAAUACCAGCGGAGGAGGACGUAUUCUCUGUGCGCUGCUUUCCACAGUGCAUGCAUGCUCCAAGAGCCGGGAGAGUCAAUCCAGUUUGAAGUUAGUAUUGGUAAUUAUGGAAACAAGCUGGAUUCCACCUGCAAGCCCCUGGCGUCCACCACCCAGUACAGCUUUGCUGUGUUUGAUGGUAAUCACUACUAUUACCUUCCCUGGGCUGACACUAAGCCUGUAGUGAUUGUCACUUCCUCCUGGGAAGACAUCAGCCACCGUCUGGACUCUGUCAAUGUUCUCCUCUUCAUUGCUGAUAGACUGGAGUCCCACCUUAUUUCUUUAAAAACAGCCAUCCUUGCCAAGCUCCCUGAGACACGUCUGGCAGAGAUUUGGCUCAAGCUCAUCAACCACUUGAUUGAGGACCUUAACAGUCUCCAGCUUCCAUCACUGGAGGGUCAGCCCAACAUUACAGAGCUGGAUCUGCAAAUUCGAAAGAUGCGUCAAGCCGCUGUGGGCAGUAUCAUACAGAUGGCUAAUCGCAUGAGACAAGAGGCCAGAGAUGUCAAGGCUACUGUUGGUGACAUUGAAGACUGGUUGGAAAGAAUCAAGCAGCUGGCUGAGGAGCCUCAGAACAGCAUGCCAGAUGUCAUAAUAUGGAUGUUGAGAGGAGAGAAGCGAGUGGCUUAUGCCCGAGUCCCAGCAAACCAGAUCCUAUACUCUGAUUUUAGCGAACAGGCCUGUGGCAAGCACUGUGGAAAGACCCAGACCAUCUUCAUGCAGUACCCCAUGGACAAAAACAAAGGUUUGAAGAUCCCUGUUCAGCUGCGGGUCAACAUGUGGCUUGGUCUCUUGGUUCAUGAGAAGAAGUUCAACAGCUUCACAGAGGGACAUUUCAGUGUUUAUGCUGAAAUGUAUGAAAACCAGGCUCAAAUGGGCAAAUGGGGAACCGCUGGCCUGGUUGGUCGAUAUAAAUUCUCAGAUGUGACUGGAAAGGUGAAGCUUAAACAGGAGCACUUUCUGCCACCAGUUGGUUGGAAAUGGGAGGAGGACUGGUUUGUUGACCCUGAAAGAUGUUUGUUGACAGAAGCCGACGUGGGCCACACAGAGUUUACAGAUGAGGUUUUUGAAAAUGAAACCCGUUUUCCAGGUGGAGAGUGGAAACCUGCUACAGAGCCCUACACAGAUGUGAAUGGAGAAAAAGCCCAGAGCACAGAAGAGUUUGAAUGUCCACCUGGAUGGACCUGGAAGGACAACUGGAGCGUUGACAACAACAGAGCUGUAGAUGAAAAAGGUUGGGAAUAUGGAGUUACCAUUCCCCCUGAUGAUAAACCCAAAUCUUGGGUUGCGGCAGAGAAGAUGUACCACAUCCACCGCAGGAAGAGACUCGUAAGACCAAGAAAGAAGUUGUCUGAUGAGAUGGCUGUUGUUGAGAGACGAGAACCAGACGAUGGCUGGGAAUACUCUUCCCUGAUUGGCUGGAAGUUCCACAGGAAGCAGCGCUCAUCUGACAUGUUGCGCCGCCGCCGCUGGAGGAGAAAGAUGGUCACAUCAGAAGACACCGGUGCCUCUGCCAUCUUCAGACUGGAAGGGACAUUAGGGGUCGACGUUGAUGAAAAGGCCAGUAAAACGGAUGCAGCCAAGCGAUUUGGUGCCAACACACCCACUGUUUCCUGCCACUUUAGCCGGUCUCACAUUUACCAGCUGAGAGUGUAUGUUUACCAGGCAAGAAAUCUCUGUGCCAUGGACAACAACAGCUUCUCAGAUCCCUACGCCCAUGUGUCUUUCCUACAUGUGAGCCAGACCACGGAAGUCAUACAGAACACACUGAACCCCACAUGGGAUCAGACUCUUAUCUUUGAGGACAUUAAAAUCUAUGGAGACCCACAGACCAUUGCCCACAACCCUCCUGAUGUGGUCUUGGAGCUGUAUGACAGAGAUCAAGUGGGUAUAGAUGAGCCAAUGGGUCGAUGCACAUGCCCCCCUUUGGUAAAACUGAACCCCAGUGUGGAUGUCAGUCCGAAGCUACUGUGGUUCCCAAUCACCAGAAAGGGUCGCAGUGCUGGAGAGGCAUUGCUCGCUGCUGAGCUUCUACUGAAGAACAAGGGUAGUGAUGGAGAUAUGCCUCUGGUGCCUCCUCGGCAGGGGGAACUCUACAUGGUUCCUCAGGGAAUCAAGCCAGUAGUGCAGCGCACUGCGAUUGAGGUCUUGACGUGGGGAUUGAGGAACAUGAAGACUUACCAGCUGGCCACGGUGUCCUCUCCCAGUUUGAUAGUGGAAUGCGGUGGAAAAAUUGUUCAAACUGCUGUAAUCAAAAACUUCAAAAAGAACCCCAACUUCCCUAGCUCAGUGCUGCUACUCGAAGUGCCUCUUCCCAAAGAUGAGAUGUAUACCCCUCCCAUUGUGCUGAAAGUGAUCGACCACAGACCCUUUGGUAGGAAACCUGUGGUGGGACAGUGCACCAUUGACUGUCUGGGGGAGUUCAGAUGUGACCCAUAUGCCACCCAAAACAGUGAAAUCAGCAUGUCUGCUAGAGUGGCAAUGAUAACUGCUACUCAUGAAGAUGUUGUCAUCGACAUUGAUGAGAGACCCAUCGAGAAAACUGAGGAGGAGGAGGCGGAGGCAGUAGACUGGUGGAGCAAGUUCUAUGCCUCUGUUGGAGAGCGGGAAAAAUGUGGGCCGUAUCUAAAAAAGGGAUACGACACAUUACAGGUAUACAACACUGAAUUAGAAGAUGUUAACGAGUUCCAGGGACUGACUGAUUUCUGCAGCACUUUCAAACUUCAGCGAGGAAAGCUUAAAGAUGAGGAAGACGAUCCUUCAGUGGUGGGAGAGUUCAAGGGCUCUUUCAAGAUUUACCCACUGUCUGAUGACCCAAAUGUGCCAGCUCCACCUCGCCAGUUCAAAGAGCUUCCCGAGAGCAAACCACAGGAGUGCCUGGUCAGAAUAUAUGUGGUGCGAUGUAUCGACCUCCAGCCUAAGGAUAGAAAUGGCAUGUGUGACCCAUACGUCAAGAUUACACUGGGGAGAAAAACACUGGAUGACAGAGAUAACUACAAACCAAAGACCCUCAAUCCAGAGUUUGGAAGGAUGUUCGAGCUGUCCUGCUUCCUGCCUCAAGACAAGGAUCUGAGAAUUUCUGUCUAUGACUAUGACUUACUGAGCAGAGAUGAAAAAGUGGGUGAGACAGUAAUCGAUUUGGAGAACAGACUCCUGUCCCGUUUCAGGUCCUGCUGUGGCCUGCCACAGACUUACUGUGUGUCAGGGAUCAAUCAGUGGAGAGAUCAACUGAAGCCUUCUCAGAUCCUCCAGAAUGUGGCCAAAGUGAGGGACGUCGCUCCUCCACGCAUAGAGGGAGAUGGAAGCUCCCUGUCUUUCUCAGGAAAACAAUACAACCUGCAAGAUUUUGAAGCAAACACUGUGAGUCACCCGCACUUGGGCCCAGCCAGAGAGAGGCUGGCGCUGCAUGUCCUAAGAGACCAGGGCUUGGUACCAGAACAUGUGGAGACCAGAACCCUGUGCAGCUCUCACCAACCAAAUCUUUCCCAGGGGCAAAUUCAAAUGUGGGUAGAUGUUUUCCCGAAGAGCCUUGGUUUGCCAGGACCACCGUAUGAUAUCACUCCACGCAAAGCCAAGAAGUACUUCUUGCGGGCUGUCGUUUGGAACACAACUGAUGUCACUCUGGACGACAAGAGUAUCACUGGAGAAAACAUGAGUGACAUCUAUGUCAAAGGAUGGAUGCCAGGCAUGGAGGAGGACAAGCAGAAGACUGAUGUCCACUACAGAUCCCUGGAUGGAGAUGGAAAUUUCAACUGGAGGUUCAUCUUUGGCUUUGAAUACCUGCCUGCAGAGCAGCUGUGUGUUGUCUCGAGGAAGGAGCAUUUUUGGAACCUGGACAAAACUGAAUUUAGGAUUCCUCCUAAAUUGACGAUCCAGAUUUGGGACAAUGACAAAUUCUCCCUGGACGACUACUUAGGUUCAGUUGAGCUUGACCUACUCAAGCUGAUCCCUCCUGCGAAGACCCCAGAAAAAUGCAGCCUGAAGAUGCUGCCAGGGAUGAUGGGAUCUGUUACCCCCAAGAAACAACAGUCCAAGUCACUCUUUUCCCAAAAAUCUGUGCGCGGCUGGUGGCCAUGUGCAAUUGAGGAGGAUGGAAAACAUGUGCUUGGUGGCAAAGUGGAGAUGACACUGGAAAUAGUGGAGGAGAAGGAAAUGGAAGAGAGACCUGCUGGGAAAGGCAGAGAUGAGCCCAACAUGAAUCCCAAACUGGAUCCACCAAAUCGCCCUGACACGUCAUUCUUCUGGUUUACAAACCCUUGCAAGACCAUGAAGUUCAUAGUCUGGCGCAGAUUCAGGUGGCUUUUCAUUGGAGGGAUUAUUCUCCUGCUGGUUAUCUUGUUCCUCGGGAUCCUGUUGUACUCCCUGCCUAAUUACAUCUCAAUGAAGAUUGUGAAGCCUUUCUAAGAAACAUUGUAGGAGUUGAGAAGCUGUGCACCUUACUGCAUCAGAAUCUAAAGCCCUGCUCACUGCUACCAUCCCUCUGAAAUAUGCAGUAACUUUCUUUGCUGAUGCCAUAGCAGAAUGACAUUCAGCAUUUUCGUGUCAUAGAAUGACAGACGGGUCUACAUUUCACUUUUGCGCUUUCAGUAUUAUGUGUCACAUACCAAAUCCAGAUAUUCUCUCAUAUAUUCAGCUUUAAGAAAAAUAAAGAAUGUGAAGAUAUUAAUAAAUUCUGAUAUUUAAAAAUUG
Molecule: messenger RNA, 6518 nt
Organism: Stegastes partitus (bicolor damselfish)
Lineage: Eukaryota; Metazoa; Chordata; Actinopteri; Pomacentridae
Gene: myofl
Product: myoferlin like
Exons: 54
Coding region: 87-6233 (2048 amino acids)
Biological process (GO): monocyte activation involved in immune response; plasma membrane repair; vesicle fusion
Cellular component (GO): membrane; cytoplasmic vesicle; T-tubule
Source: RefSeq, a predicted model, not a curated record